Messenger RNA from Haliotis rufescens (red abalone), 1117 nucleotides. RefSeq names its product fibrinogen-like protein A. Lineage: Eukaryota; Metazoa; Mollusca; Gastropoda; Lepetellida; Haliotidae. The record is from RefSeq and is a predicted model, not a curated record. The transcript is spliced from 9 exons. Bases 36 to 1073 code for a protein of 345 amino acids.
CGAUAAGGUCUGAUAACUGUUGCUUUGUUCAGCAUAUGAUCACUGUGACUCGUGCAGGUAUGGCGAAACAUUUCCAGAGGUGGUUGUUUGUCAUCGUCAUCCAUCUGGGAGCAAUACUGCAUGACUCGUAUGGUCUGAGAUGCCUUGAGUGUCAGGAAGUGUUCAAGCCAGAGGACUGCUUACUGUCUGGUGACUGUGGUCAAGAUGAGCUGUGCUUGACCCGGUCAUUCACAGACGCCAAAGGGAGGCACGCCUACAGACUUGGCUGUGAGACCACUGAGGUGUGUGACUUAUACAAGCAUACGGGGGUUCUGAUUGGUAAACGAGCUACGGGACAAGAGCGGCCAUGUCGGCAGUGUUGUUCCCAUGACAACUGUAACGAAAAACUCUGCGCAGAAUCCGCGACAAACGCCACAUUGCCAACAUCAACUCCCGCCAGAGACUGUCUGUCCCGCCUUGAACAGGGCGUGACGUCAUCAGGAGUGUACUCGGUGACCCCAGAUGGCGGAACCCCCUUCAACGUCUACUGCGACAUGACUGGAGACAAGGGAGGCUGGGCGGUUGUUCAAAGGCGAGUGGACGACACAGUCGCAUUUGACAAGAACUGGAAUCAGUAUAAGAAGGGCUUUGGUUCACUGGAUGGGAACUUUUGGCUUGGUAAUGACCAUCUCCAUCGUCUAACCAGUCAGACAGGACGAAACUAUACACUCAGGUUCGAGUUGACAGUCCCCAAUGGAACAGUGUAUCAGGCGUUCUACUACGACUUCACCGUGGCCAGUGAGGCUGAAAAGUACAGGGUGAACUUCACAGGCUACAGUGGAAAUGCAGGCGACAGUUUCUCCGCACAUAACCGCAUGCAAUUCACAACGUUCGACUCUGAUCACGACCGCUAUGAGUACAACUGUGGUGAAAGGUGUAAAGGUGGAUGGUGGUAUGAUGAUUGCUACCACGUGAACAUUAACGGUGUGUAUGGUGUGCUAGGAUUGAAAGGGCUGAUAUGGGACAGUCUGACAGGGUCGUUCCAUACCCUGAAGGCGACGUCUAUGGCCAUCAGGAAGCAGCUGAGCAGGUAGCUGCUGACAGUGAUGACUCAAUUCAAUAAAGAGAUGGAUCUGUA